Molecule: messenger RNA, 2895 nt
Organism: Dryobates pubescens (Downy woodpecker)
Lineage: Eukaryota; Metazoa; Chordata; Aves; Piciformes; Picidae
Product: protein Wiz-like
Exons: 10
Coding region: 186-2864 (892 amino acids)
Biological process (GO): regulation of transcription by RNA polymerase II
Cellular component (GO): nucleus
Molecular function (GO): DNA-binding transcription factor activity, RNA polymerase II-specific; RNA polymerase II cis-regulatory region sequence-specific DNA binding
Source: RefSeq, a predicted model, not a curated record
AACUUCGACCCCAGCACCUUCAGCCUGAUGCGCUGCGAGUUCUGCGGCGCCGGCUUCGACACCCGGGCCGGGCUCUCCAGCCACGCCAGGGCCCCCUGAGGGACUUUGGCAUCACCAACUGGGAGCUCACCAUCUCCCCCAUCAACAUCCUGAAGGAGCUCCUGGCCAGCUCAGCCGAGCUGCCCAUGCUGCAGGCGGCCCUGGGGCAGAGCCUCCCUCCCCGGGCCGGGACAGGGACCCCCAGGGCUUCGCCUCCCGCAAGAGCCUCACCCCAUGUCCGAGGGCAGCGUGCCCAGGUCUCCUCUCUCCCCUUCCCACCAGCCUGGCCAGAGGAGUCCCUGCAGCCCUACAGAGAUGUGCUGGCUCCAGAGGAUGAAGAGCUGGUGGCCAUGGAGGUCGGCUCCCCUCCCCCUCUCCCCAAGAAGAGCCUCCCCAGCGGGCAGCUGGAGCAGCCCCCCCCCAGGCUAGGGACCAAACUCUCUGCUCCUGAGCCCCCAGGCAGCAAAGCAGAGCCUCAGGACCCCAAAACCCAGAGCCUGACGACCUGCGAGGUGUGCGGCGCCUGCUUCGAGACGCGCAAGGGGCUGUCCAGCCACGCCAGGUCGCACCUGCGGCAGCUGGGGGUGGCGGAGUCGGAGAGCAGCGGCGCCCCCAUCGACCUGCUCUACGAGCUGGUGAAGCAGAAGGGCAAGCCCGAGGCCGCCGCCCUGCUGCCCCUGCUGGCCAAGAAGCCUUCCUCCUCCUCCUCCUCCUCGUCCCCCAAGGAGGCCUCGCCGCGCCCCGCCGGGCUGCUGGGGCUGGGCAAGGCCGGCGAGCGGCCGGAGGGAGCGGUCAACAAGGCCAUCAAGUCCCCCCCGGGCUUCUCCAAGGGCCUCUCCCAGCCUGGCUCCCCCCUGCUGAAGAAGAUGGCGGCGCUCUCGGGCUCCCCCCCGCCCAAGGGCCUGGAGGAGAAGAGCUCCAAGCUGGCCCUCAGCCCCCUGCAGGGCUCCCCCGGCGCCCAGUGGCCGCCGGUGGACGACGAAGGACCUCUCAACCUCACGGCGGGGGCGGAGCCGGCGCGGGACAUCCGCUGCGAGUUCUGCGGGGAGUUCUUCGAGAACCGCAAGGGGCUGUCGAGCCACGCCCGCUCCCACCUGCGCCAGAUGGGCGUCACCGAGUGGUACGUCAACGGCUCCCCCAUCGACACCCUGCGCGAGAUCCUCAAGCGCCGGCCCCCGCCCCGCCCCGGCCCCCACCCCCACAAGGCCGUGGCCAAGACCCUGCUGGCCGGCCUGGGGGCGCUGGACCCUCGCGGGGCCGCCGGAGAGCUUCACCUGCAGAGCGUCGCCAAGAAGGUGCCGGCGGCCGGCGGCGGCGGCAGCCCCCUGGGGCAGUCUCCUACCUCCUCCCCGCCCCCUCCCACCGCCAGGAAGAUGUUCCCCGGCCUCUCCCCUCCCCCCUCCCUGCAGAAGAAGCUCAAGCAGGACCACGUGAGGGUGGAGAUCAAGAGGGAGAUGAUGGCAGGAGGGCUGCACGGGGAGCCGCACCCCGCCGAGCCGGGCUGGCCGCCGCGGGACGACCUCUCCCCUCUCAACCUCUCCUCGCGGGCGGAGCCGGUGCGGGACAUCCGCUGCGAGUUCUGCGGGGAGUUCUUCGAGAACCGCAAGGGCUUGUCCAGCCACGCCAGGUCCCACCUCAGGCAGAUGGGGGUGACCGAGUGGUCGGUCAACGGCUCCCCCAUCGACACCCUGAGGGAGCUCCUCAAGAAGAAGGCCAAGCCUUGCGCCAUCAAGAAGGAGCCUCACGCCCCCGGCGCGGAGCCCCCCGCGGCUCCCGGGGAGGAGGGGCCGGAGCCCAAGUCCCCUCCCGCCAAGCUGCUCCCGGGCCUGGCCCUGGCGACCCUGGGUGGGAGGACGGGGAAACCAGGGCCCGGAGGCGCCGGCCUGAGCCCCCGGGAGGGCAUCUCCUUCUCACCUCUGUCUGGUAAAGCCCAAGGAGGGUUCCUGACGCCGCUGUCGGCCAAGCGACCGCUGCAGGACGACCGGCUGGGAGCCCACGGCGACGCCAAGCACAAGGCCUUCCUCCAGAGCGAGCUGCCCUUCAAGGCCAAGGCCCUGCACGAGAAGGCAGCACACACCUCCUCGGAAGCCUGCUGCGAGCUCUGCGGGCUGUACUUCGAGAACCGCAAGGCGCUGGCCAGCCACGCCCGGGCGCACCUGCGGCAGUUCGGCGUCACCGAGUGGUGCGUGAACGGCUCCCCCAUCGAGACGCUCAGCGAGUGGAUCCGCCACCGGCCGCACAAGGCCGGCGCCUACCGCACCUACAUCCAGGGGGGGAGGCCCUUCGCCAAGAAGUUCCGCAACGCCGCCCACCCCCGCGACGCCGACCGCCGCCCUGCCGCCGCCGCCGCCGCCGCCGGCGUCGCCUUCCUGGGCAAGGGCUGCCCGGGAGAGGAGGGGCCGGGGCGGGAGAGGCCGCUGAUCACCUCCCCCCUGUCCCUGGUGAAGCUGGAGGAGCAUCAGCGCUCCAACAUCAGCAAGUUCGAGCGGCGCCCGGGGCGGCCUCCGGAGCCGGGGGGGCCGGGGGCGGAGUUCCCGCAGAAGCUGGAGGAGGAGCCGCGGCCGCCCCCCCCCCGCGUGCGGCCGGUGCCGGCCCUGGUGCCGCGGCCCCCCCAGACCUCCCUGGUCAAGUUCGUGGGCAACAUCUACACCCUCAAGUGCAGGUUCUGCGAGGUGGAGUUCCAGGGCCCCCUCUCCAUCCAGGAGGAGUGGGUCAGGCACCUCCAGAGGCACAUCCUGGAGAUGAAUUUUUCCAAAGUGGAUGCCCUGAGGGGUGGGGAAGCUGCCCCUGCCCCCGAGCCUCCUGCCCUGGCCGAGGCUCAGUAGCCAGGAGCCCAGCCCCCAGCUCCCCCUUCGC